Lasiosphaeria miniovina is the source of this 1304-nucleotide messenger RNA. RefSeq lists its product as uncharacterized. NCBI's taxonomy places the organism in Eukaryota, Fungi, Ascomycota, Sordariomycetes, Sordariales, Lasiosphaeriaceae. The transcript is spliced from 2 exons. The record is from RefSeq and is a predicted model, not a curated record. The coding region runs from base 397 to 1128 and encodes 243 amino acids.
CAACGUGUUCUGAAGGCUCUACAACAUGAUGGCUGAACCGUUAUCCAUGCUCGCGGGGAUUGCGAGCCUGAUCACCACCACAACCCGCAUCUCUGGAGCCCUGCACAAAAUCCACAGGGGGCUGAGGAAUGGUCACGAGCUCCUUGCGUUAUCAAACGAGAUUGCAGACCUUACCCUUGUUCUCGAUCAAACUCAACGCGCCCAGGACAGGCUUGGCAGCUCAGUUCUGAUGACAGUACCGCCGGUGCUGCGGUGCUCAAGUCACAGCUAGACAAAGCUCACGACGUCCUCUCAAAACUAGACAAGCUCUCGUCAGACCUUCUCAAGAGGAAGCGGUCGCUUCAAAGAGUCAAAUGGGUGUUACACGAGUCCAGAGCCACAACUUUGAAGGACGAAAUGCGCGAGGUGCGGCGAGGGAUCCACGAGAUAUUGGCUGCCAAUAAUGCCACCACCUCGACUCGAAUAGAGCUGCAGCUCCACAGCGUCUCUUCAGCUAUAUCCGACAGCCGCCCACUCGUCCAGCAAGGCAGCACUCUCUCUCAUGUUUCAGCCCAGCUUACAGCUCUCCAAGAACUGCAAGUUCUGGGCCGCAGCACUGCUAAGCUUCAACUACAAAUAUCACGGCCGCUGUCUACAAUCCAAGAAGCCAUUUCGUCUCUCCAGCCACCUCGAUCUAGUCCAGUUUCAACUCCCGCAGAUAGUCAGAUCCAGAGUGCAUCAUCGCUGGGGGGGACCAAGCAGCCUGAGACGUCGACCAUCUUCCCAAAUUACAACAACACCGCACACCGAAUGCAUACGGUCUAUUUUUCGGCGACACUCGGCGGCUCCACGUGCGCCACAACAUUUUCAUGCCGCUGUCAUACCAUGUGCCAUAGUGCCCGGUGGCCACAAGUCUCUUGGGCAAUGCCCAAGGCUUUUCUACAGGCCAUCGGCCAACUGUUCAUUGGCUACUCUGGGUUCCCAGUGGGCAGCUCUUCGGCAACGUCGACAACAAGAUGUGACUCUCCAUCGUGCCGCGUGGGUAACCAGCAGCAGACCAUCCGGCUUUUCGGUGGCGAAUCGAGUUCGAAAUAUCUGAUAGAAGCAUAUUCCGUGCCAUUUAUCCUUCGUGGGGCGCCGAAGACUUGAAGGCCUUCCUCGACAACCAGCACCCUUGCGUCACAGACAUCAAAUACAGUGAUGGGUCUUCCAUUUUGCAAGAAUUGCCUCAGAGUUGCCUGUGACGAGAGCCGCAAGGAGCAAAAGCUCCGCCUGCUGCUUCAGUACGGCGCGGACCCCGACUCCAAAAACGACCGUGGGUCCUC